AUGCACCGCACACUGAAGGCUGCCCUUGCUCUCCUCUGUCUGGCAGAGCUCAUUGCCUCCACACCACUGCCGACGAGCUCAUCCAACCUGAAGCUGUCAGACAUCACCCGACGCAUCCAGCAGCUCAACAGAGGAGCGCAGGUCCCUUGCAAUGACACCAGAGUGGCACAGGUGGCUUUCACGGAUCGGAAGCUGUUGGAGCAGGAACUGCUGUGCCAGGCUGCCACAGCGCUGGCCAAAGUGACCCGCUGCAAGAAGGACUACGAGCCCCUCAUCACCAGUCUGCAGAGCCUGCAUGGCCAGACGAGCUGCUCGCUGAGCACCGACAAUGAGAUCUACCUGCGGAACUUCUUGCCGGCGCUGGGGAACUUCACCCAGGCGCUGUACCGGCGGACCUCGGCCACGGCUGCAAACUGA
This is a messenger RNA of Phasianus colchicus (ring-necked pheasant), 417 nucleotides long. The record is from RefSeq and is a predicted model, not a curated record. Lineage: Eukaryota; Metazoa; Chordata; Aves; Galliformes; Phasianidae.